GGCGUCGCGCUCGGGGCGCAAACGCAGGCGUUAAGGUUGAGCGCCGAGUUGCCAAUCGGAGUCGAGCAGGCGAAGGGGGAACACCGAGUCAUCGGUCAGGGGCGCCGCACCCCCGGCGCCAUCUCCCGGACCUGAAGAGCCCGCCCAGGUCAGCGCCCAGCUCCCUCCUGCCAGCCAGGGAGCCCGUGUGUCCCUGUCCGCUGCUGCUGAGGGCCGGGAGGCUCUUCCGCAGGCCGCCAGGUCAGGGCAGCAGGGGUCACCUGUGCGCAGUGCUAGCUCUGCUUCCCAGGUCUCCUGCUGUGGCCCCCGGAGCCUGCAGGAUGUUUCACGGGAUCCCAGCCACUCCAGGCAUGGGAGCCCCUGGGAACAAGCCCGAGCUAUACGAGGAGGUGAAGCUGUACAAGAAUGCCCGGGAGAGGGAAAAGUACGACAACAUGGCUGAACUGUUUGCGGUGGUGAAGACCAUGCAGGCCCUGGAGAAGGCGUACAUUAAGGACUGCGUCACCCCCAACGAGUACACAGCAGCCUGCUCCCGGCUCUUGGUCCAGUACAAAGCCGCCUUCCGGCAGGUCCAGGGCUCAGAGAUCAGCUCCAUUGAUGAGUUCUGCCGCAAGUUCCGCCUGGACUGUCCACUGGCCAUGGAGAGGAUCAAGGAGGACCGGCCCAUCACCAUCAAGGACGACAAGGGCAACCUCAACCGCUGCAUCGCUGAUGUCGUCUCGGUGAGCCACAGCUAUGCCAUUGGCUGGGUGUCGUGGGGAGCAUUGAGGCAGCCCCUGCAGGCCCUGCACAGUCGUGAGGGGUGGGGCUUAGCACCUUGUCCGGUGCAGAUCCAGCCUGACCUACGGGAGCUGAUGGAGACCAUGCACCGCAUGAGCCACCUGCCGCCCGACUUCGAGGGCCGCCAGACGGUCAGCCAGUGGCUGCAGACCCUGAGUGGCAUGUCGGCGUCCGAUGAGCUGGACGACUCGCAGGUGCGUCAGAUGCUCUUCGACCUGGAGUCCGCCUACAAUGCCUUCAACCGCUUCCUGCAUGCCUGAGCCAGCUGUGGCCAUGGCCUGGCGGGGGCUGCGGGGCCCCUCCCUCAUCCCCUACAUGUGCCCUGCAUGUCAGGGAGUCUCACUGUCCCCAGCAGCCGUGUCUAUGUCUGCCCAUCAUGUCAGGACAGCAGGGUCCCUUCCCCUCAAUAAAGAUGCCAUCUGACCUCCA
Tupaia belangeri chinensis (Chinese tree shrew) is the source of this 1209-nucleotide messenger RNA. It is a transcript of the gene VPS28, whose product is annotated as VPS28 subunit of ESCRT-I. Gene Ontology annotation, cellular component: ESCRT I complex. Gene Ontology annotation, biological process: protein transport to vacuole involved in ubiquitin-dependent protein catabolic process via the multivesicular body sorting pathway. Gene Ontology annotation, molecular function: protein-containing complex binding. The record is from RefSeq and is a predicted model, not a curated record. The transcript is spliced from 10 exons. Lineage: Eukaryota; Metazoa; Chordata; Mammalia; Scandentia; Tupaiidae. Bases 321 to 1040 code for a protein of 239 amino acids.